Molecule: messenger RNA, 912 nt
Organism: Suillus fuscotomentosus
Lineage: Eukaryota; Fungi; Basidiomycota; Agaricomycetes; Boletales; Suillaceae
Exons: 7
Coding region: 1-912 (303 amino acids)
Source: RefSeq, a predicted model, not a curated record
AUGGCCAUACCUAUGGAUAUGGCUGCUUUGUUGGGUUUGUUUCUGGACACCUUGUUAUAUGGCGUGUUCUUUACUUUAUACUGUUUCACGUUGUUCAUCCUGCUCAAGAAGACCGGCAUUAAACGACAACUCCUUCUCCCAGUGGCAACCUUGCUGCUCUGCAUUGCAACGGCCCAUCUAAUCAUCGAUUUCGUUCGAGGUCUAGAUGCAUUCAUAUUCAAGGUGGAUACGAUUGGUGCAAGUGACUACUAUGCCAACUUUGCUUCACCAUUGUUUGUUGCAUCAACGGCACUUUGCAUCACGCAAACCAUUCUCGCCGAUGCAAUAGUUGUUUGGCGAUGCUAUAUGCUCAACGACAGAAGUCUGUUAGUUGCCAUUCCUGGCUGUAUCAUACUCUUAGCCAGCAUAGCCACUGGAUUCUAUGGUAUCGGGUCCCUUUCUCAGGCCCAUCCGCUGUCUAAUAUCUCCCUCGCUGACUAUGGGUGUAUCGCCACAUUCGAUACAUUAACCAUGAUUCUCAGUAUUACCAGUACCAGUUUGAAUGCUUGGCGCAUCUAUCGCACUCGCUAUUUUGUGCCAGAGGGCUUUGCCGCCUUUCUACCCGUUUUUGUUGUCAUCAUCGAGAGCGGCGCUUUUUAUUCUAUGAGUAUCCUUGUACUCCUUUUAACGUUCUUCAUUGGAUCCAACGCCCAAUAUACCAUGCUGGCCAUUAUCACACCCAUCGUGGGGAUCACAUUCUGCCUCAUCAUUCUGCAAGUUCACUUCGAUGUAGAUGGAAACUCGCCGGCAGAAAAGUUAACUGAAGCAAGAGGUACUCUCACGAGCCUCUUCCGAGGGCAAGAUGUACGAGAGGGCUUCAGUAUGGAGCCGAUGACUGUGCAUAUCACAGAGGAGUCAGCUUUCUCUGAAUAA